CGCCUCCCUUUCCUUUCUCCUCCCUCACUACUCACACCCCUCACUUUUGGCGGCGCCGACUGGGCACCCGCGUCGACCUUCGCCAGGUCUUCGUCGGCCCUUUGGCUGGAAACAAGCAUCCACCAGGAACAACGCAAGGGAUGCUCGAUUGGCUCUAGUUACUUAGCAGAACCAAAAGAGGAAGGCCAUCAAAGAUACGAGGGCUUUUUCUCGCCAUGUCUCGGUCGCCACACCUCCCACCCCGCUGCCCACCCCUGGGUCCUCAGAUCACUCGAAGGGAUGACAGCAUGUUCACGCAGAGCUGCAGGUUUCCAUCUGGGGAUACGUUCUUUAGUGAGCCACCGUGCUGGCUCGAUGAUCUCCUUGCAGAUUCCGGGAAAGCUCCCAAGCUUCCUCCUCUCAGAAGGGCCUGUAGCGAUUCUGAUGCCAUCUUGGAUGCUCUGUCAACAUUUGAAAGCCCAAUUUGUCGAAUUGAGGAAGGCAAUCAAAUCUCUGGUGGUGAAGCUGAUGACUUGUUGGAUGCUGGCGAAGGUGGUGAAAGCGGUUCUGUGGUCGAGGCUAGCUGUGUUUAUGGUCCGAAUUCACCAAGACAGAAGAGUAGGCUGACAACUUCAGAGAGUUCCAUGGUAAAUGCUGUGCUUGAGAAUGUACCCAGCAACCCCUUGCAGUACUUGAGCAUCGAUGCCUCCAGCGGUAUGAAUGGUAAUGUGGCCAAUGGAACUGCUGAUACCUGUGAUGCUUUUGGCCACCCUGAUCAAGACAAGUCAUUUAAAAGGCGUUCAGGCCAAAGAUCUAGGGUCCGGAAACUUCAAUACAUUGCUGAACUUGAAAGAACUGUUGACUCACUUCAGAACAUUGGUGCUGAUUUGGCUGUCAGAGUGUCAUCACUUUUCCAGCUUCAUAAUGCUCUAUCUAUGGAAAACAAGCAGCUGAGGAUACAGAUUUCUAGUCUUCAGCGUGCAAAACUGAUUAAGGAUGGUCAGACGCAGGCCCUAAAGAACGAAGCCGAAAGGUUGAAGCGGAUGUCCGCCCGCCGGAGCAGAAGCGCCACGGCCUCCUGUUACGACCCGGGCUCGUUCUCGUUCGGAGCAGAUGCUUCGUCAGUCAGCUGGCAGAUGCCUGACAUGGCAAGGCUCAGCCUGAACGGCGGCUCCCCAAGAGGCAGCUAUGGCCUGUGACAGCGGCCGGCCCUAACCCCCACCCCCACCGUCAGAAGAAAGGCCGAGGCGUUACCCUAGAUAACUUUUCGCUAACCUUACCCAGGCACAGAUUUUGAGGGGCCCAUCUUUGAGUAGGAGAGAGUAGGGUGUUUCGGUCUUUCGCUUUCGCGGGAAUUUUACCGAGGUUGUCAGCUUAUUAGUAGUUACAAGUAGAGUGGUGAAGUGGAGGGUGUGUUUGGUUUGGCUUUUGGCUUUGGCUUUUGCCUCCUAAAAGCCAAAAGCCAAACCAAAGUACUGGAUCCAGAAAGCAGCUUUUUCUAAAAGCUGACUUUUUCGCAGUGCAAAACUAAAAGCACCUCUGGACCUGCUUUUAGUGGCUUUCAGAUGAAACUGUGAAAACAUAUAUCGAAGAACUUUUAACGGCUUUU
Zea mays is the source of this 1588-nucleotide messenger RNA. RefSeq lists its product as uncharacterized. Gene Ontology annotation, biological process: regulation of DNA-templated transcription. Lineage: Eukaryota; Viridiplantae; Streptophyta; Magnoliopsida; Poales; Poaceae. The record is from RefSeq and is marked provisional. The coding region runs from base 216 to 1178 and encodes 320 amino acids. The transcript is spliced from 5 exons. Gene Ontology annotation, molecular function: DNA-binding transcription factor activity.